Molecule: messenger RNA, 1563 nt
Organism: Hordeum vulgare subsp. vulgare (domesticated barley)
Lineage: Eukaryota; Viridiplantae; Streptophyta; Magnoliopsida; Poales; Poaceae
Exons: 11
Coding region: 202-1245 (347 amino acids)
Molecular function (GO): RNA-DNA hybrid ribonuclease activity; nucleic acid binding
Source: RefSeq, a predicted model, not a curated record
AUCGCCGGCGCCAACGCCCCCGCCCCCGCCCGCGCGCUCCGCCGAGGACCUCAUCAACAGGCCACCUUCUUCGACCUCGUCGUCCUCCGAUUAGCCAAGUGUUUGUCGAUCUGCAAUCGGGUUUAAGAAGCCCAAUUGGCCAGUCCAGUUCAACACGGAGCCCUCCAAUACGGCCGUCCAAACCAAGCCUCAGUGCUGUCGAUGAGGAGUUGCUAUUCUUCUUCUUCUCUCUGUGGGAUUUCUAGAGCGGCGUGGAGGCACGCUGUGGCCGGCACCCUGAGCCUGAGCGACAUCCGCCACCACCACCAACACAGCCUGCGCUACUUGCCCCUCAGGCCUCCCGUGCCGCCCAUUGCCAUUUGCCUCGCCGAGCGCUUCUUCUCUUCCUCCUCGUCCAAGCGCCCCACCAAGAGAUCCGCCGCAAAGAAGGCCACACCGCCGCCGAUGGACUCUGCCGGCAGCGACCCGUUCUAUGUCGUCCGCAAGGGGGAUGUCAUCGGCAUCUACAAGAACCUCGCCGACUGCCAAGCUCAAGUCAGCAAUUCGGUCUGCGAUCCUUCUGUGACUGUGUACAAAGGCUAUUCUCUUCGUAAAGACACCGAGGAGUAUCUCACUGCGCGCGGGUUAAAGAAUGCUCUGUAUUCCAUUAAUGCAGCAGAUGCAAAAGAUGAAUUGUUUGAUGAUCUGGCACCCUGCCCUUUCCAGCAACCUGAUGGAACCUCUACUUUGAAAAGGCCACAGGAGAUGGAAACUGGACCAUCUAAGAAGCAUCCCAAAGUCGCUGGACAGGAGCCAUUGCCUGAUAGUCAUCUAUCCUGCAUUCUUGAAUUUGAUGGUGCUUGCAAAGGAAAUCCCGGGAAAUCAGGGGCCGGUGUAGUAGUAAGGCGGUCAGAUGGAUCUAUGAUUGCUCAACUACGCGAGGGUUUGGGUAUUGCAACGAAUAACGCUGCUGAAUAUCGUGCAUUGCUCCUGGGGUUGAGAUAUGCUGCUAAGAAGGGAUUCAAAUAUGUUCGUGCUCAAGGCGAUUCUAAGCUUGUCUGUAACCAGGUCCAAGAUCUCUGGCGUGUUAGGAAUGAUAAUAUGGCGGACUUGUGCAAGAAAGUCAAGGAACUGAAGGGAAGUUUCCUUCAGUUUCAAAUCAACCAUGUUUUGAGGGAGUUUAAUGCAGAUGCGGAUGCCCAAGCUAACUUUGCUGUUGAACUUCCUGUUGGUGAAAUUCAAGAGCAGUCAAGCUUCCCAUGCUAGUGGUUGCGCUUCAGAGUAGGGUUUUUUUUUUUUUUUUUUGCCGCGACUGAAGAAGUUAAAGCUCAUUUCACAUUGACCGAAGCAAGAGUUCACUGUUGAGCAGUGGGAAAAUGCGUAAUUCGCAGUUGAUCCGUGAGGUUACGAGCUGGAGUCGAGAUGUUAGGAGGAAAUUGUGUCUAGAUUUUUGUAUGAGCUUGAGUAGCCUGGCGCUUGUGUUUAAUUCACUGAUAUUAUGCGGACUACAUACAGCGUCAGAUACUAUUCAGUAGCAUAUAGUUAAUUGCUAUUUCCACAAAGGGAACGAUUUUACUGCUGCAA